Molecule: messenger RNA, 1917 nt
Organism: Hemibagrus wyckioides
Lineage: Eukaryota; Metazoa; Chordata; Actinopteri; Siluriformes; Bagridae
Gene: sgcb
Product: sarcoglycan, beta (dystrophin-associated glycoprotein)
Exons: 6
Coding region: 64-1005 (313 amino acids)
Biological process (GO): muscle organ development
Cellular component (GO): sarcolemma; sarcoglycan complex
Source: RefSeq, a predicted model, not a curated record
GAACAUUCCGCUGUUGAUGUGUGCUCGGCGCUGUCAAACGCAGGACAGGGAGGGAGGGUCAACAUGGCGUCCGAGCAGGAGAGCUCAAAUGGUCCGGUGAAGAAGUCAAUGCGAGAGAAGGCCAUUGAGAGAAGGGCUGUUAGUAAGGAACACAACAGCAACUUCAAGGCUGGAUACGUGCCCAUAGAGGAGGAGAGACUGCACAAGACGGGGCUGAGGGGACGGAAAGGCAACAUUGCCGUGUGCGUCAUUGUCCUGCUCUUCCUGCUUGCACUCAUCAACCUCAUCAUAACCCUGGUGAUCUGGACAGUUAUUCGGAUCGGACCGAAUGGCUGCGACAGCAUGGAAUUCCAUGAGAGCGGCCUACUGCGCUUUAAGCAGAAAGCUGACAUGGGGGUGGUCCACCCACUGCACAAGAGCACUGUGGGAGGGAGGAAGGACCAGGAUCUUGUCAUCACCGGCAACAACAACCCAGUGGUGUUUCAACAAGGCAACACCAAGCUAAGUGUUGAAAAAGACAAGACGUCUAUCACCAGUGACCUGGGUGUUUCUUUCACUGACCCACGCACACAAACCACCUUCUUCAGCACAGACUUUGAUAACCACGAGUUCCACUUACCCAAACAGGUCAAAGUGCUCAAUGUGAAGAAAGCCUCCACUGAACGGAUCACUAGCAACGCAUCGUCCGAUCUGAUGAUCAAAGGUGACGGCAAGGCCAUCAUUCGUGGAAACGAGGGCGUCUUCAUCAUGGGCAAGACGGUCGAGUUCAGGAUGGGCGGCGAUAUAGAGCUGAAAGCUGACAACAGCAUCAUUCUGAACGGCUCGGUGAUGUUCAGUCCAUCGCGCAUCCCUAACACGUCUCAGGGGAGUGAGCUGUACUUCAACGAAGGCCUGGAGAGGUACAAGCUCUGUAUGUGUGCAGAUGGGACCCUGUUCAGAGUGCAGGUCAAAUAUCCUAACAUGGGCUGCCAGACCACGGACAACCCCUGUGGAGCGGCGCACUGAGAGGAGGGGAAUUCCACAAGACACACGCACACACGCACACACACAUGCUGAAACACACCUGGAUAUGCUUUUAAGUACUGAUAACAGCUCUACAUGAUAAAGUUCAUGGAAUUUUUUAUAUAGAGAUAGCCAUAAUUACAUAAAAUCUAAUUACAUCUGAUUUUGCUGUGUUUAAGUCCAGAUUAUACACACAUUCAUUUUAUAAUUACUCAUAACGUUAAACCCCACCCUGCACAAACACUCACCUUUUUCUUACGUAAGAACUUGGCCAAAGAGCUGCCGGUGAUUUAUCAUUGAUUCACCUUGGCAUUUUUAUUGUUUUUAAAGCCGAUUGCUCUUUAGCUGUCCGUACAUGCAGUAUGGAGGUUUGAUGAAAAUUUCUGGUGGAUGUUUUUUCUUAAAGGCAGUAUUAUCUUUUUUUUGUUUUGUUUUUUGUUUUGUUUUUGAAUGUAACACGUUAUUUCUCUGGAACACGGUGCAUCUGCAAACUGAUAAAAGCUCUUAGGGAAACUCCAGACAGCAGCCUUGUGGGUCAUGACGCACUACACAGGGUGUCUGAGAUAUUUCUAUAUAGUUCUAUGUCGGCAGCCGAAUUUCUCAUGAUUCUCGGUUGUCCAGGAUUCACUUUAAAACAGACCUCAGUUCACCUCCUCAAGAAACCGAAAUGUAUUAGCAAUAUAGAGAUUGUGUUAAAAGGGAUGAUCUGUUCACCAUGUGGCUUAACCCUGUACUCAUAAGUCACUUAAUCUGCUUAACUGCUGUUGCCUCCAGUCAUAAGGUUGAUGUAUAGUAGAAUGGCAUUAAGAUUUAAUGUGCAUCUGAGAUGUCAUGCCUGGUCAGGUUUACUGUAUUCACAGUGCCAUAGAAUUUUAAAAACAUUGUGUGCUGCAAAAAAAUAAAUAAAUAAAUAAA